UACAGGGAGAGCCAUGGCCAGUGGGGAGAGAUAAUCAUGCUGCCUGUUGUCUCAACUAUGGCCAGGACCACCCUCAACUACUGGUGUACGGAGGAGUGGAUAAUAGCAGCAAGGCACUGGGGGACAUGUGGAUACUGGAUGUAGACACUGUCAAGUGGGCAGAGGUGACACCUCCUGAGUCAAUGACACCACGUUACAGCCACUCCAUCACUGCCACCAGUCUGGGACCAGGACUCACUGAGGUCCUCGUGUUUGGAGGCAAGUGGGAGUGGUGGGGAGAUGCCAUUGCUAGGACCACCAUACUGAGAUUUGAGUUGACUGGACCCUCAGCGUCUGUUGCUGGACCCUCGGCUGGGAAGUGGGCUCUCGUGGAUGUGGCCCACAACGACACUAGAGGCUCCGCCCAGCAACUGAGUGAGAAGAGGAUCAGACAAGCAACUGCUCGUGCCUCAUCAGUCAGUGAGACCAGCGACCACUCCUCUCAAGACCGGGUGAGGGCUCUGGAACAACAGUUACGAGCAGCAGAGCAGAGAGAGCACGACACUCAACGUCACCACCAACUACAGUUGCAAGAGAAGGAUCAUGAAUUAACUGAGGCCAACCGUCGUCAUGGAGAUGCAGAAAGACAACUCAGAGAAUCUCAACAAAUUUUCCAAGAAGAAUUGGCCGAAGCCAACCGUCGCCUUAGAGAUACCGAGGAAAGAGUACAACUGGCAGAGCAAAGAGAGCAAGCUACUCAAAAUCGCUCUGAACAAUUGUUGCAAGAAAAAGAUCGGAUAAUGGCGAUAAAAGAACGAGAAUCAUACGAGGCCAACCAUCGUCGUGUUGAUACUGAGAGGAGAGUCCAAGAGCUGAUUGCUGAAAAUGAAACCAAAGGUCAGAGAGGAGAGCCCAGCUGGCAGAGGAGCGAGCAGAGGGUCUGGAGACUCAGUGGGUGGUCCAUCGCGAGGAAAUCACAAUGACAGAGAGACAGCUCGGUGGGGGAGGAUGGGGGGUCGUCAAAGUGGCCAAGUUCCGAGAAAUCGAGGUGGCAGCCAAGACACUGUACGAGCAGCUCAGAUCCGACUAUUAUCGACACGUGUUUAUUCGUGAGAUGAACAUGGCGGC
Halichondria panicea is the source of this 1107-nucleotide messenger RNA. Its product is annotated as myosin heavy chain, muscle-like. The transcript has 3 exons. Lineage: Eukaryota; Metazoa; Porifera; Demospongiae; Suberitida; Halichondriidae. Bases 126 to 962 code for a protein of 278 amino acids. The record is from RefSeq and is a predicted model, not a curated record. Gene Ontology annotation, molecular function: protein binding.